ACCUCCUCUCCUCCCCUUUCUCUCUCGAAACUUCUUUCCAGUUCCUCUGAAUUCUUCGAAUAUUCCCAUUUACGUACAUAUUGUUUAUUCACAAUUACAAUGUCAAUGGAGCCUGCAGACUACUUUACGGGCGGGUACUUCGGCGGUUCAAGCGAUUUCUCGCCGGAGAAGAGAGUGACGGAGCAGAAAACGACCGAGAAUUUCAUGGUCGACGACCUCCUUGACUUCUCCAAUGAGGAUGCCAUAUUGAGCGACGGCUUCCCCGACAAUGUCGCGGGAAAUUCCACCGACUCCUCCACUGUCACCAGCAACUCCGGAAGCGAAAAGCAUUUCUAUCCCGGAAAUUUCGGUCAAAAUUCUCAGUUCUCCAGCGAACUCUGCGUUCCUUAUGAUGAUUUGGAGCAGCUUGAAUGGCUGUCGAAUUUCGUGGAAGAUUCGUUCUCGACCGGCCAGAAUUUGCAGAGCAACCUCCACAUUUUUUCCGGGUCAAAAUCACCGACACCCGACUCGUCUUCUUCCUCAAGCCAGGCUGAGUACGGAGCCCGUAGCCCCGCCAUUUUCCAACGGGAGACGCCAGGCAAAGCUCGGUCCAAACGUUCACGCGCCGCCCCGGGCAACUGGAGUACGCACCUACUCCACCUCACCCCAAAAGCGGCGGCGGAUCAACCCAAAAAGCGGGACAACCAGACCGAGUCCACGGGUCGGAAAUGCCUACAUUGCGCGGCGGAGAAGACCCCGCAAUGGCGGACCGGUCCCAUGGGUCCAAAAACACUGUGUAAUGCGUGCGGGGUUCGGUACAAGUCGGGUCGGUUAGUACCGGAGUACCGACCGGCUGCCAGUCCGACUUUCGUGUCGACGAAGCAUUCAAAUUCUCACCGGAAAGUUUUGGAGCUGAGAAGGCAGACGGAAUUACAGAGAGCCCAGCAGCAACAAUUCCUUGGUCAAAAUUCUAUUUUCGGCGUAUCCAACGGUGGUGAUGAUUUCUUGAUUCAUCAACAUUGUGGGACCAACUUUAUGCACAUGAUUUAGGGGAAUAUUGCACUUAAUCUUGUUCUAAUUGUUUUUUUCCUUUUUUUUACCAAAACCUUGUUUUAAUUUUUUGUCUUAAAAAUUUGAAAUUGUAGUUUUAUUUUGGUCCCAAAAAUUUGUAGAAUUAAUUAAGCUAAAUACC
Molecule: messenger RNA, 1171 nt
Organism: Rubroshorea leprosula
Lineage: Eukaryota; Viridiplantae; Streptophyta; Magnoliopsida; Malvales; Dipterocarpaceae
Source: the annotation of a GenBank genome assembly